AUGGCCCAGUUCUAUCCAAGGCAGGCUCCUGAGCCACUGCCGGAAACACCAAACCCCCCAACCCUCACCUCCUGGUCCCAGCAACUGAUCCAGGUGCACCAAAUUCUAGCUCACCAAGCCCAAUCAACCAACAUCCUCCAAAGUGCAACCGCAGCUAGAAACCACUUGGAAGUCAUGAGGACUUCUAACCAAUUGCUAGCCACCCAAGGAUUUGCCGGGUUUGAGAGGCGACUCCAAGGACAACUGGACAUAAUCACCAACCAACUUCAACUCCAGCAGCGCAAGUGCAACACCUCUGCUGGUCAACAAGAAGAGCCCAUUCCUUGCACACUAUGUAAACUGCCCAAUUUCCUGAGCCCAAGCAACUCUUCUCAUCACCAUCAUCAAUCUAUCUCAUCCCAUACCCUUCUCUAUGAUCAACACAAACCAGCAAUUGAAGCUGUACAAAUUAAAAGCAGACAAGGUGAUCUACCCCCAUCAAAUGUGAAGGAGAUCAAGCUUGCUGCUGGUGCCCUUCCCGAGAACCGCUUCAACUUAAGUCUGAUUGCGUAUGGCCAGACAAGUUUGGACAAAUUUUUCACUCUAGGCUCCAACAAUAACCCUACCAACAGCAAUGGCUCAAUCCCAAAGACUCUGGAACACUUGUUUGUCAACAUGGCAUCCCUUUCUCAGAAGAACAACCAGGAGAUGGUCAAGCUAUUGGGAAGCUUCAUCGAGAUCUACAACCAAGAGAUCAUUGACCUCCUUCUCUGA
Puccinia graminis f. sp. tritici CRL 75-36-700-3 is the source of this 753-nucleotide messenger RNA. RefSeq lists its product as uncharacterized. The coding region runs from base 1 to 753 and encodes 250 amino acids. Gene Ontology annotation, biological process: microtubule-based movement. The transcript is spliced from 4 exons. The record is from RefSeq and is a predicted model, not a curated record. Lineage: Eukaryota; Fungi; Basidiomycota; Pucciniomycetes; Pucciniales; Pucciniaceae. Gene Ontology annotation, molecular function: microtubule binding; microtubule motor activity; ATP binding.